AAGGGGGCGGGGGACUCGGCUUGUUGUGUUGCUGCCCCAGAACCCCGAGCCCGUCUGUGCUGCGGCCGCAGUUUCUUGCCGCCCGACGAUGUCGUCUCAUUUAGUAGAGCAGCCGCCACCCCUACACAACAACAACAACAAUUGCGAGGAAGGUGAACAGCCUUUGCCCCCGCCAGCCGGCCUCAACAGUUCCUGGGUGGAGCUCCCCAUGAACAGCAGCAAUGGAAAUGAUAAUGGCAAUGGGAAAAAUGGGGGACUAGAACAUGUACCUUCCUCAUCCUCAAUCCACAAUGGGGAUAUGGAGAAGAUUCUUUUGGAUGCGCAACAUGAAUCAGGACAGAGCAGUUCCAGAGGCAGUUCUCACUGUGACAGCCCUUCCCCACAAGACGAUGGGCAGAUUAUGUUUGAUGUGGAAAUGCAUACCAGCAGGGACCAUAGCUCUCAAUCAGAAGAGGAAGCUGUAGAAGGAGAGAAAGAAGUUGAGGCUUUGAAGAAAAGUGCAGACUGGGUGUCGGACUGGUCCAGUAGACCUGAGAACAUCCCACCCAAGGAGUUCCACUUUAGGCACCCUAAGCGUUCUGUUUCACUAAGCAUGAGGAAAAGUGGAGCCAUGAAGAAAGGGGGUAUUUUCUCGGCCGAAUUCCUUAAGGUGUUCAUUCCAUCUCUCUUCCUUUCCCAUGUUUUGGCUUUGGGUCUAGGCAUCUACAUUGGAAAACGACUGAGCUCACCCUCUGCCAGCACCUACUGAGGGAAAGAAAAGCCCCUGGAAAGGCGUGUGACCUGUGAAGUGGUGUAUUGUCACAGUAGUUUAUUUGAACUUGAGACCAUUGUAAGCAUGACCCAACUAUCACCCUAUUUUUACAUAUCCAAGUUUCAGUAACUCUCAAAUCCAGUAUUUUACUCAAACUCUGUUGAGACGUUUUACUAACCUAACUCCCUUUUGGCCUGUAAGACACUUUAGACUUUUCCUAACAGAGUUUACUGUUGUUUAGAAAUUUGCAAGGGCUUCUUUUCCGCAAAUGCCACCAGCAGAUUAUAAUUUUGUCAACAACGCUGUUUUCUUCUUUUAGUGCCCCCAGAUUUAGAUCUGUAUCAUUCAUGGUAUAAAUUUAACUCUUGCUAAAUAUCUACCAUUUUUCUCUUAAAUGAGAUCAGGUUAGCAAAUAACAGAAAAGCUUUUUUUUGUUAUGAAGAAAAAAGACAUGCUUUUCUAAGCUUGAAUUUAUAGUGAUCACAAAGGAAAACAAAAGGGGGGGAAUGACACAAGAAAACAUAUAUCAUGGGCAAUAAAAAAAAGUAAUUUUCAACCAGCUUUGGAACUUCUUUCUGUCUCGCCUCCUGUUGGCGCCUUUCAGCCUAUAAGAGGCAGGCUAUGUACAUGAUAGGUAUAACAUAGAGUAAGGACUUAAAAUCAGGGCCGGAACCAUAGUACAGCAGGUAGGGCAUUUACCUUUCACAUAGCCGACCUGAGUUCCAUCUCUGGCACUCCACUUGGUCCUCGGAGCUCUCCAGGAGUGAUCCGUGAGCACAGAGCCAGGAGUAAACUCUCUGAGCACCACCAAGUAUGGCCCAAACAAAAGUAAAAAAAAACAAAACUAAAAACCAUCAGCAUAUUUUAAUAAUAGUAUGUUGUAAUGCUGUCUUCUCUAUGGUGUGGAAUCUUUAUUUCUGAUAAGGAAUGUCUCAGGCCUGGAAAUACAUGUAAUUGCUUUUGGGAAUUUUGUAUGUGUACGUUUGGUAUUUUUAUGUUUAUUAGCUGCAUGUGAAUUUUUCUUCUAAGUUUUUUUCUUUUUUUUUUUCUAAGAAGAGGCUUUGGAAUGAUUCAGUAAUCAACAUAUGCUUCUGGUUUUAGGAAGCAUCACUGUACUUUAAAGCCUUUAAACCCUGGAGAUAAUUUUUUCGUAGUUAUUCCAUGCACAUGGGCAACUUUAAAAAACAUGCUUGGGGUUAUGGGAAGAGUAGACAAAAUUCUGAAGAGAUGCCAUUUGUUUUCUUCUGACCGCUCACUUUCGGAUGUUUAUUGUUUUACUGAGGGUGGUCCUGUGAUUUUGCAGGCACUUGUCACUGUUUUCUCAUGUAGCCAUUUUCAGUUAUGUAAAACUUUCAACGUUCCAGGAUUCAAUUUUCUUUAAUAAUAAACCUUUUUUGUUUCUGAAACGUGAAGCUUUAGGACCAAAUCAUUAGAAUGCAUCAGGAUUAUCGUUUGUUCCAAGUAAUGAUUUUAUUGGGUUUCAGAAAACAUAGCAUGUUGUUGAAGGAUACUGUUGUAUGUUUUAAUAUAUAUAAUUACUGUUUAUGAUAUAAACAUUACUAUAGAAUAUUUAGAAAAACCCUUGUUAAUUUUAAAACUACCACUAUUCAUUAAAUAGUGCAUCAGGUUUACUUGAUUGAAAACACUAUGACAACCAGUUUUGCCAUAUUGUAGAAACUAACUCCUUUCUUUUAUCAGGUUUUAUAAAAUCAAGUGUUAUAGUAAAUAAUAACACAGAUUAAACAAAAACAUUAAUUUCCGAUUUCUUUCAAAAUUUUAACUGGCUAUCUUGAAAAAAGAUGUUAUAUUCAAAACUGUUCUCAGUUAUUGUACCUUGGUUUUUUUGUUCUAACAUCGGUAUAAAUACUUUUGAGCAUCCUAUUUCUUGUUUCUGUUUUCUUAAACAAAUCAAGUAAACACUUGAUUUUCCUUUUGUAUUUAUUUCAAGUGUUCUUUGAAUUUCUCUGGGAAGAAAAAUCUGAUGACCCACUUAUUUCAAAAGACAUAAAUAAAAUUGGAAAGACUGGUAAAGUUUAAGGGCACUAAAGAAUUAAACUGCUCCAGUGUAUAGUUUGUACUGCAAUUGGUAUUUUGGCAGUGAAAGUAAAAUUAGUCUUAAAUUAAGAGAAACUUUUCACGGGGACACAUUGGCCUCUUGAUUCAGUAGUAAUUCUCACUUUAGUGUAACUGAGCUUGGGUAUGUUAUUUUUUUUCACAAUAUUGAAAAUUUAGUUUUGCCUUUUUUCUUAAAAUAGCUGUGAAAUUUUGGACCAUUACUUUAAAACAUGAAUACAUGAUCACAAUAGAACUUACAGGAUGAAAUCACACAGUAUUUAUUAUUGAUAGCCCUAACAUAUAAAAUAAAUGUUAAUGUUCCUAUUCAGAUUGGUGUUGAAUGGCAACAAAUUUUGUGAUUGGGAUGGAGAAAAAAAAAAUUAACAGUUGACAUUUUAUGAUUUAUGUUUAAAAAGCUUUAUACCUGUUUACAAUUUGGGGAUGAAAAGGCAGGCUUAAUUUUUCUUACGCUUAAUGAAAACUGGCUUAAAAUAUUUGCAAGUAGGACCAAUACCAAAACUGCAUAAGCUUGCACAUUGAAAAGUGCAGCAAAUUAUUUUGCAGUUAAAAAAAUGUACUAGUCUAAAAAAUUAAAAUUGAAGACUCAGCCAGUUGGAUGAACUUUUUAGGUGAAUCAGUUGUUGAAAUUAACUGAGCCAAAGUGAUUAUGCAUUCUUCAUUUAUUUAGUUAGCACUUUGUAUCAUUAUAUACAGUUUACAAUACAUGUAUAACUUGUAGCUAUAAACAUUUUGUGCCAUUAAAGCUCUCACAAAACUU
Molecule: messenger RNA, 3584 nt
Organism: Sorex fumeus (smoky shrew)
Lineage: Eukaryota; Metazoa; Chordata; Mammalia; Eulipotyphla; Soricidae
Gene: BNIP3L
Product: BCL2 interacting protein 3 like
Exons: 7
Coding region: 89-748 (219 amino acids)
Biological process (GO): mitochondrial outer membrane permeabilization; defense response to virus; positive regulation of apoptotic process
Cellular component (GO): mitochondrial outer membrane; mitochondrial envelope; nucleus
Source: RefSeq, a predicted model, not a curated record